Meloidogyne enterolobii is the source of this 1812-nucleotide messenger RNA. NCBI's taxonomy places the organism in Eukaryota, Metazoa, Nematoda, Chromadorea, Rhabditida, Meloidogynidae. The record is from the annotation of a GenBank genome assembly.
UUUGCAUUAUUUUAUUUAUAUAUUUUAUGUCGGACAGUUCAACAACAACAACAAAUGACUCUCCUAUAAAAAUUCGUGAUGCUUCUUUAUCUUCAUCGCGUGGUGGACACAAAGGGGGUUAUAGACCUAAGAAGAAUUUGCAGCAACAAAUUGGGUUAUUAGAAGGAGAAAUAAAUAAAGACAAUGAAGUGGAUCUCAAAGUUUCUGACAUUAAAGAGGACAAUAAUGAUGGGGCUAUUUUGGCUGGAGAAAUUGAGAAGGUGGAGAUUGCUGAUGACAAUGUUGUUAUGUACCAAAAAAGUGAUGAAGAUGAUGAAAGUAGUGACAGCAGUGGAGUUGAUUUGACUUUGGAGAGGGAUCCGAAAAGAUGCGAUUUUUGUGGAGAUUUGACUCAUAAAAGUCGUUAUUGUUCUGUUUUGGGUCAACGGUCUGAAGUUGGUGGAAGUGGAGGAGGAGGGGGAAGUAAUCCUCCUUCAAUUGGUGGUGUUCGGACAUGUUUUCAUUGUUUCGAAGAGGGGCAUAUUCGAGUGGAUUGUCCUAAACGAAAAGUAACAACCUGUUUUUACUGCAAUAAACAAGGACAUCUUAGAGCUGAUUGCCCCAAAAGGGCUAAUUUGGAGACUAAAAAGCGGGAAAGAGUUACCUACACUUUCCGCAAACCUUCCAGCAAAAAAGAAGAGAAAGACGACACAUCUCCACCAAUUAAGGAUGUUUAUGAAAUUCCUUCUAGUGGUUGUGAAGACAAUUCUGACAUAAAAAGCAUUAAAGGUGAAGAGAAAUCUCAACAUCACAUUUUUGUGCCUCUCCCUGUUCCUGCGUCGCAAGUUAGAGCGCCGGUUAUGCUUCGAAGUAAACUUUUAUCUUCUGACAGUGAACCUUCAAUUUCUCAUAAAAUUUUGCGUUCUGAAAGUUCUGAGGAGGAAGAUGAUAUGGAAUCUUGUCAUGAAAGUGAUGAUAAUGGUGAAAAUGAUGGAGAAGGAGGAACAAAUAUUUUGAAUAAAGAAAAUUCUUUGGAGGAAACAAAAAAGAAAGUUUUGGAUAUUCAAAGUAGAAUUACUCUUCAACCAGCAAUUGUUAAUGACAAAAAUGAAAAUAAUUUGGGUGAAGAAGAUGAACUUCAAACUAUUUCUGUUGAGGUUGAUGGAUGUGUUGAAUUUGACACAGAUGAUGAUUCAAGUUAUCAUGACUGUUCUGAAGGCGAAGAUAACGAGAACCGUUUAAAACGUAUAAUGGAAGAAGAUGAAUGUUAUGGAGAAGAUGGGGCUUUAAUUGAUGAAGGUUUAGAUUCGAAUAAUUGUAUUGAGGAGAAGAAAGAAGAAGACAAAGUGGAAGGGGGGAAAGGGAAAGUAACGGUUGAAGAGGAAGAAGAAAUUGAGGAUUCUUCAACAAUGACAAGUGAAGUAAUGACUGAAAUUGAAAAUGAAGAUAAAGAGCAACAGAAGACUUUGACUUGAAUAAAUUGAGACAAAAAAUUUUGUGGAGGGAAGAGAGGGGUAAUGAAGAAUUUUAAAGACAAAUGUGCCUAUAUACAAGUUUAUUUCUAUUUAAAAAAUAUAAAAAAUUUAUUUUUAUUUGUUAUAGCCUUUAAAUAUGCGCCUUUAAAAAGAUAGCGUUCAGUAAUUUUAUGCAUUUUUAAGUUUAAUUUUUUUGACUUCCAGAAAUAGGUUAAUAAAACGGGUCAAAACAACACUUCCAAGUUCGAAAAAUGAAGUGGUUUCUAAUUUGAUUUUUGGAGGGUUAAGUUUGUUAGAUUGUUCCGGUCCUUGGUUCAAUAUUUUUGCGACUAAAUUUUUAAAAAUCACUGAACGCUUC